Messenger RNA from Rhineura floridana, 1972 nucleotides. RefSeq lists its product as uncharacterized. Gene Ontology annotation, molecular function: G protein-coupled receptor activity; olfactory receptor activity. Gene Ontology annotation, biological process: G protein-coupled receptor signaling pathway. NCBI's taxonomy places the organism in Eukaryota, Metazoa, Chordata, Lepidosauria, Squamata, Rhineuridae. The transcript has 3 exons. Gene Ontology annotation, cellular component: membrane. The record is from RefSeq and is a predicted model, not a curated record. Bases 101 to 1972 code for a protein of 623 amino acids.
AGCAGCACCACAAAUGAAUUGAAGUCAUUCAGCCUGGAGUGAAGUCACCCUGAUAUCAGUUCAUGUCUGACAUAUCCAGAAAUUAGACUGGAAAGGCAUCAUGAGGAACCAAACAUCUGUGACUGAAUUCCUCUUGCUUGGUCUCUCCAAGAGCCUAAAGGUCCGUCCCUUAUUGUUUGGGCUUUUUUCUGUGGCCUACACCAUCACUCUGGUGGGCAACUCAAUCAUUCUGAUGCUCAUCUGGCUGGACUCGCGACUCCACACUCCCAUGUAUUUCUUCCUGAGCCAUCUUGCCUGUGUGGACAUCUGCUAUACUUCCAGCACAGUCCCCCAGAUGCUGGUCAACCUCCAGAGCCCAAGACAAACCAUCUCAUUGGUUGGCUGUGCAAUUCAGAUGCAUGUUUUUCUGACCUUGGCUAUUACUGAGUGUAUCCUCCUUGCAGUGAUGGCAUAUGAUAGGUAUGUGGCAAUAUGCCACCCACUGCACUACACAGUCCUCAUGAACAAAAGAGUAUGCAUGAAACUAGCCAUGGCAACCUGGAUUAUUGGCCUUUUAUUGCCAGUAAUACAUACUGUUCUCACUUGGCGGUUGCCAUUUUGUGGUCCCAAUUUAGUUGAUCACUUUUUCUGUGAAAUGCCAGCAUUGCUGAAGUUGGCAUGUGCCAAUACCAAAAUCGUUGAAAAGGUAACUUCCGUGGGGUGCAUUUUCACAUUACUUAUCCCCAUCUCCUUUAUCAUGAUGACUUACAUCCGCAUCCUAGCUUCCAUAUUGAAAAUCCAAUCUGUACAAGGCCAGCACAAAGCUUUCUCCACAUGUGCCUCCCAUAUGACUGUAGUGGUGUUUUUCUAUGGCAGUGCCAUAUUUAUGUACAUGAGACCCAAGUCUAGCCACUCCGCAGACCAGGACAAAAUAGUCUCUCUCUUCUAUAGCAUUGUCACCCCCAUGUUCAAUCCCAUGAUAUAUAGUCUGAGGAACAAGGAAGUAAUAGGGGCCUUGAUAAAAAUGCUGCAACAGUGCAAGCUUUACUGGGAAGCUGCUAUGGGGAACCAAACAUCUGUGACUGAAUUUCUCUUGCUUGGUCUCUCCAAGAGCCUAAAGGUCCAUCCCUUAUUGUUCGGGCUUUUUUCUGUGGCCUACACCAUCACUCUAGUGGGCAACUCAAUCAUUCUGAUGCUCAUCUGGCUGGACUCGCGACUCCACACUCCCAUGUAUUUCUUCCUGAGCCAUCUUGCCUGUGUGGACAUCUGCUAUACUUCCAGCACAGUCCCCCAGAUGCUGGUCAACCUCCAGAGCCCAAGACAAACCAUCUCAUUAGCCGGCUGUGUUGUACAGAUGUAUGUCUUCCUAGCCUUAGCCACAACUGAGUGUAUCCUCCUUGCAGUGAUGGCAUAUGAUAGGUAUGUGGCAAUAUGCCACCCACUGCACUACACAGUCCUCAUGAACAAAAGAGUAUGCAUGAAACUAGCCAUGGCAACCUGGAUAAGUGGCCUUUUAUUACCAGUGGCACACACAGUCCUCACCUGGCAGUUGCCAUUCUGUGGUCCCAAUCUAAUUGAUCACUUUUUCUGUGAAAUGCCAGCAUUGCUGAAGUUGGCAUGUGCCAAUACCAAAAUCAUUGAAAAGGUAACUUCCGUGGGGUGCAUUUUCACCUUGCUUAUCCCCAUCUCCUUUAUCAUGAUGACUUACAUCCGUAUCCUGGCUUCCAUCUUGAAAAUCCAAUCUGCACAAGGGCAGCACAAAGCUUUCUCCACAUGUGCCUCCCAUAUGACUGUGGUGCUGCUUUUCUAUGGCAGCGCCAUAUUUAUGUACAUGAGACCCAAGUCUAGCCACUCCGCAGACCAGGACAAAAUGAUUUCUCUGUUUUAUAGUAUUGUCAUUCCCUUGUUUAAUCCAAUUAUAUACAGUCUGAAAAACAGAGAUGUGAAAGGGGCCUUGAUUAAAAUUCUGCCAGGGUGCAAAAGGCCUUGUUGA